This is a messenger RNA of Paecilomyces variotii, 1755 nucleotides long. Its product is annotated as cytochrome P450. The transcript has a single exon. The record is from RefSeq and is a predicted model, not a curated record. Gene Ontology annotation, molecular function: iron ion binding; heme binding; monooxygenase activity. Bases 1 to 1755 code for a protein of 584 amino acids. Lineage: Eukaryota; Fungi; Ascomycota; Eurotiomycetes; Eurotiales; Thermoascaceae.
AUGCUUACAGCUACGACUGUGGCCAUCGCCCUUGCUCUGGUGGUUAUGUUCUAUUUUGGGUACAUAUCGGCCUUUCCGCGCCCGCUGCCCGGGAUUCCCUACAAUGCGGUCUCUGUUAACAGGUUCCUCGGAGACAUCCCGGACAUGCUCACGCAAGUAUCCAAGACGGGCGAUGUUGUGGCAUGGCUGCGCGACCAGAACAUCAAGUCCGAGUCCGUCAUUAGCCAGAUCUUCAUCCGACCCAUGGGCAAGCCUGUUUUGUUAGUGAGCGACUAUGAAGAGUGCCGCGAUGUAAUGCUCAACCGCAUCAAGGAUUUUGAUCGCACCAGCUUGACGGCCGAGAUGUUCAGUGGGCUGCUGAACAGGCAGCAGUUCACACUGAAGACGGGCCCAGAGUGGAAGUUCCACCGCCGCCUGGUCCAGGACACCAUGACACCAGCCUUCCUGAGAGAAGUGGCCGCUCCCAGCAUCUAUGCCAGCAGCCAACGCUUCGUGGAGCUGUGGCAGAUUAAGGAAAGGCUGGCAGCUGGCCGGCCGUUCUCUGCCACCGAUGACAUCUUCCACUUGACCCUCGACGCCGUUCUGGCAUUUUCUUUUGGGCCCAAGUUUCCCCACAAUGCCACGAAGCCGCAGAUUCAGAGGCUGGAGGAUGUCCUGAUUACAACGUCUCAUUCGAAUGAACAGGAAGCAGAGAAAGACCAGGCCGUCGACUUCCCUCACGCAGAGAUCAAUCAGGCCAUCGAGUCGAUGCUUGAGUUGGGGGAUGCCAUGGAGCAGGUGAAGAGUGCACCAUCGCCUCGCAUGAAAUGGUGGUACGUCAAAGUAACACCAAAGUUCAAACGCCGGAUGAGGAUAAAAGACAGCUGUAUACGACGGGAGAUCGAAAAGGCCGUCGAGGCACGCCGGCAGAGCCAACAUUCGAACAGCGGUCGGGCAUGGGAGCAGUCUGCUGUGGACCGCAUUGUGGACAGGGAGGAAAGCCACGCUCAGAAGGAGAGACGGAAGCCCAACUUUUUCUCAACAGCCGUCAUGGACGAGGUUUUUGGGUUCAUCAUCGCUGGCCACGAUACCAUGAGCACAACGAUGUGCUGGGGUGUUAAGCUCCUUGCUGAUCAUCCUGAGUCGCAGUCACGGCUUCGGCGAGCUCUCUUCGCAGCCUUCAGCUCUGCUGCAGCUGAGAAACGCGCUCCAACAGUUGAGGAAAUCAUGCAGACUUCGGUACCUCUGCUGGAAGCCACAAUGGAAGAGAUCCUACGCUGCGGCGGGACCGUGCCUAUCAUGGAUCGCGAGGCGACCAAAGAUACAACGUUGCUGGGGCACAGGGUCCCUAAAGGCACGCUCGUAUUCUUCCUGCAGAAUAGCCAUAGUAUGCUCUCGCCGGCGCUCGACGUAGAUCAGAGCCGCCGCAGUCCGCGCUCGCGAGAGGCAAAGGAACGUGGAGAGACACGAAAUUGGGAUGAUGCGGAUAUCAAUCAGUUCAGGCCCGAGCGCUGGCUCAUUCCAGAACACAGCAACCACAGUGACGGUUGGAUAUUUGACUCCCGGGCUGGGCCCUGCAUCCCGUUUGGUCUCGGGGUUAGGGCAUGCUUUGGACGCAGGCUGGCGUAUGUCGAAUUUAGAAUCAUGCUCACAAUGAUUAUAUGGCAUUUUGAGCUGCUCAAGUGCCCCGACGCUAUGUCUGGCUAUGGAGGGUGCCUUGCCGUGGUGAACAAGCCGCGCCAGUGCUUCGUGCGUCUUCGGAAGGUUAUCAUAUAA